ACACAAAAAAAAAACAAAAGUUUUUGCUUUACUCCAUUAUAUAAUAUUCUUGCUCCAAAAAUUUUCUCAUUGGUACAACACCUCUUCUACUAUGGAUUUCUGCCAGAAUAUCUCUCUUUCCGGCGGUAUUCCGGCUAACUAUCAGCCGGAGCAACACCUUCUUUGCAGCCUUGAUGACCUCCUUUCCGGUCAUUCCAUGGAAGAAGGUGAUGUUAACAUGGAAUGGCUAUCAAUUUUUGUGGAGGAUUGUUUAUCAAGCAUUGGGAAUUGUAUGCCACCAGAAACAAAAACCCAGAGUACAACUUCCACUGCACAAGGUACAACCACAUCACCAAAACCCGAAGCGAAAGAGCCGCAUUCCAUGCUUAAACUAGUUGUACCUUGCAAGGCAAGAAGCAAGAGAAAGAGAAGCCCAUCAUGUUGGUUAGCCAAGAGUGAGUUGCUUUUACAUAAAAAAUGUACAACUCCCUAUAGCACCGGUUUCGGGCAGGCGGAAGGGGGUAGCGGGCAGGGGCAAGGAAGGAAAUGCACACAUUGUCUAUCACAAAGAACCCCACAAUGGCGGGCAGGACCACGAGGACCAAAAACAUUGUGUAAUGCAUGUGGUGUGAGGUACAAGUCGGGCAGGCUGCUGCCCGAAUAUAGGCCAGCAAAGAGUCCCACUUUUGUGACCCAUAAACAUUCUAAUUCUCACAAGAAAGUGUUGGAGAUGAGAAUGUCUCUUUUACCCUCGUCCUCAAGCAAUUCCUCUCCAUCCUCUUAGUUAGAGUGAGGGCAGUUUAGUAAUCUUCCAUCCUAGCCCAUUAUGUAAGAAAUUAAUGGAGAUGGAUAUUUUUAUUAGAAACUUUUUUUUUUAAUUUAUUAGCUAGUUAGUAAUUAGUAAGUAGUAUAACCUAUUAAUGUAAUAUACAAUGAGGGUCGUUUUCCCUCUAUUCUAUUUUAUUAAUUUUUGUUGAAUAA
This is a messenger RNA of Helianthus annuus (common sunflower), 960 nucleotides long. RefSeq names its product GATA transcription factor 9. Gene Ontology annotation, molecular function: sequence-specific DNA binding; zinc ion binding. The record is from RefSeq and is a predicted model, not a curated record. NCBI's taxonomy places the organism in Eukaryota, Viridiplantae, Streptophyta, Magnoliopsida, Asterales, Asteraceae. The coding region runs from base 92 to 763 and encodes 223 amino acids. Gene Ontology annotation, biological process: regulation of DNA-templated transcription. The transcript has 2 exons.